AUGGGUACAUUUCUUGGACAUCUAGUACCUGGUUUGGCCUUAGCUCUCCUUGGUUUUUGGCAUGCUAUUAACACAAUUAAAGCCAACUAUCAAAAUGGAACUACAAAAUUCAGAUCCAAGUUUUGGUACCCUUUCAACAGUCCUCUUCCUACACUACAACACCUUGAUCUCAUUCUUGUUUUGUCUUUCUCUAUCUUUUGCAUAGUCAUCCAAUUCUUGGAUUUUCCUUCUCUGCACUUUUCAUUCAAGCUUCAUAACAUUGAACAUGCAACCAUGUUCCUAAACUUGACCGUUUUCGCAGGUUUUACUCUUCUUGCUGAGUUAAGUAGCUUGCCUGAGAUCCUACAUGGGAUUUUAGGUAUACUUGCUACAUCUAUUUUCGGUCAGGAACUUUUCUUACUUCAUUAUCAUUCAACUGAUCAUGUAGGACUAGAAGGUCAUUACCACUGGCUUUUGCAAAUUGUCGUGUUUAUUUCCCUUAUGUCAGCCCUUGUUGUUACUUGUUUUCCUUCUUGUUUUCCUGCAGCACUUGUUCUUUCAAUUUCGGUUAUUUUCCAAGGUUGUUGGUUCAUGAAUAUGGGAUUUAACCUGUGGUUUCCACACUUUGUUCCAAACGGUUGCGUUAUGCAAUCAAGUGAAGGUCAUGAAAACUUAGUGCAUGGCGCGGUCCUGUGUCAUACGAAUGAAGCUGAUUUACGGGCUAGAGCUAUGGCGAACUUGCAGUUUAGUUGGGUACUUGUAGCUAUCUUGACCUUUGUGGCUGGUAUUUCUCUUGUUUUCGCGAGAAAUCGAGCAGAUAGGACUCUGUUGUCUAAGUAUGAGCAGCUUCAGAGUAGAGGCAGAGACAUCCCUGAUAAUUCAGGACAAGUGAUUUCUGGUGUCUGGUGCGAUGUACUUCGCGAUCGCGAAGAAGCUCUCAUGAUCCUGAACGGGAAGUUGGGUUGGUUCUUCUACGCGAACGUGAGGAUGAGGUCGCGAACGCGAAGCAGUGGUUGGAUUACCCUUGGCGAACGUGACCCAAACCACGCGAAUGCGAUGGGUUAA
Molecule: messenger RNA, 1044 nt
Organism: Nicotiana tabacum (common tobacco)
Lineage: Eukaryota; Viridiplantae; Streptophyta; Magnoliopsida; Solanales; Solanaceae
Source: RefSeq, a predicted model, not a curated record